AUGAAAAAAAUCUUUGCUCUGAUCGCUGAAGCGUAUGAAGUGUUAGUGGAUCAUAAGAGACGAGCUGUCUACGACCAAUACGGGGAAGAAGGGUUGAAAAGUGGCGUCCCGGGCCCGACGGAUUUCAUUCAACCUUACACGUACCACGGAGAUCCUUUAAGAACAUUCCACGAGUUCUUUGGCACGUCCAACCCUUACGCUGACUUACUAGAUUACUAUGAGAACCCUCCCCCUAUGUUCGAAUCCCCGCUUGGCAAGGGAUACAAGGAAAAAGACCCUACUAUAGUCCGACCACUCGCGCUAUCUCUAGAGGAAGUAUAUAAAGGCGGUUUGAAGAAAAUGAAAAUCCAACGAUUGGUAUUCACAAAUGAGACGUGUUCUGAAUUGAAAUUAAGGGAAAAAGUACUGUCGAUACCAAUCAAACCAGGUAUGUACCCCAAAACGCAAGUAAGGUUCAAAGGAGAAGGCGAUCAAGGCCCUACUAGAAUCCCAGCAGACGUUAUGUUCGUCACAGAAGACCGUCCACACGAUACUUUUAUAAGGUCAGGUUUAAGCGACCUGCUUACAGUUCAAACGAUAACAUUACAAGAGGCUCUAUGUGGAGUUACAAUCACAUUGACGACUUUAGACGCGCGUACUUUGCGAAUCAAAAUAACCGAUGUGAUCACACCGACUUAUGAAAAGAUUGUCGAAGACGAGGGUCUUCCAAUACCAGCCUGUCCUACCAAAGCGAAAGGGAACCUAAUAAUACGUUUCCGUAUAGUGUUCCCGGAGUAUUUGUCGAAGAGAAGCAAAAAGGCUUUCGGCGAUGCUUUUAAAAUUAUGCAGGAUGACGAAGAAAGAUUUCAGAAAAUGGACUGUGGGACUCUGGGAAAGACUACGAAUGAAUGA
This is a messenger RNA of Parnassius apollo (apollo), 891 nucleotides long. Lineage: Eukaryota; Metazoa; Arthropoda; Insecta; Lepidoptera; Papilionidae. The record is from the annotation of a GenBank genome assembly.